Knipowitschia caucasica is the source of this 582-nucleotide messenger RNA. Lineage: Eukaryota; Metazoa; Chordata; Actinopteri; Gobiiformes; Gobiidae. The record is from the annotation of a GenBank genome assembly.
AUGAUGGCUGGAGAGAAGAGGGGGGAUGCUUUGGAUGAGGGCCGAUGGAGCAGCAGCCGUGGCGGGGGGGAGGAGGAGGCUGGGGUCGGGGUUCUGGGGCUAGCUCCACGGGACCUCCACGGGAACCUCCACGCGGCCCUCCAAUGCGAGCCCACGGGAGACGCUGUUCCACGAGAGGCGCGCGUACGGGACAGCUCUCAAAAUGGCGUUUCCUUUUGCAGAGGGAUGUGCAAACUUGGACUAACUUUACUCCGGGCUGUUCCCUCCUCCUGUCUCCUCCCUCCUCCCCUCGCGCUGCUUCCUUCUCUCCUCUUCUUGAAAAAAGAAAACUUCGUGAUGAACGCGAGCCGUGUGCAAACGCCGGGGCUUGUGGUGGUUUGUGUUUGCGCUUUUUUCGCACUUUGGCGUCAGAUUCCGGCGCGUACGUGGAACAGCGCGUGUGUGGAGCUCAGCGCGAUAAGCAGGGCGCAUCACGUGUUUGUCUCCAGUCUCCAAGGGGACGUGGCCACCAAGCAUCUCCAGCCCUCCUCCUUCUUACGCACGGCACACGAGCCUUUACGCAGCGCUCCUCAUCCUCCGUGA